AUGUCAGAUUCAGAAGAAAAACCACCGGAAGAAACAGAAGAAGAUGGAGAAACAGAAAUGGAAGAAGAUGAUGCAAAUUACCCAAAGAUAGAGGAAGAUGAAGAAGAAGAGUAUGAUCCAAAUUCCCAAAGGCUAGAAGGAGGAGGGGAAGAAAAUGGAGAUUACCAGAAGAUAGAAGAUGAGGGAGAAGAUCAUCCAUAUUACCCAAAGACAGGAGAAGAUGAAGAUGAUGAUGAAGAUGGAGGAGAGGAACAUCCGGAUCACCAAAAGGUGACAGAUGAGCAGCAGGAAUCAGAAGAGGACACAGUAGCAGGGGAGGGGUUGCAGGAGGAAGAGGCAGCUCUCGCAGAGGAAAUGGAGGCACAGGCUGGAGAGGGACAGGAGGAGGAGUGGCCAGGGGAGCAGGAGGAAGCCAUCCCGGUGCCCCAAGAAAAAAAGCACAGAGGUAGCAGGUCAGAGCACGCGUUAGAACCGGAGGCUUCCGAAACACUCGAGCUUGCGCCGUCCGAAUUUCCCGAUUUGGACCAGGAAGGUUCUGAGGAGCCACAGCCGUCAGGAGCGCCUGCAGAGGAAAGGGGCCAGCCUCCGGGAGAUGACUGGAGGCGAGGAAAGGGAGUAGCUGACUCGAAACUCUCCCAGGAGUCCCUGGUGGCCAGCAGCACAGAAGAGGCUUUGUUCCAAACGGACGACAGCGCCAAAGUGUUCCCCCUGACCAUGACUUGGACAUUUGGAUGGAACAGUUCCCUUCCUGUCUUCAGUAUUCGAGAUGAAAACCAGAGAGUUCUUCUCUAUGUGUGUGCGCACACCGCCGUCAUCUAUGACGUUUUCAAGAACAGUCAGCACCACCUUCAGGGCCACGCCAAUGUCAUCUCCUGCCUCUGCGUCAGUGAAGACAGGCGGUGGAUUGCCACAGCCGACAAAGGGCCCGACUGCCUGAUAAUUAUAUGGGACUCCUUCACAGGAAUCCCUGUGCACACGAUAUUUGACAGCUGCCCAGAAGGCAAUGGCAUCAAGGUGAUAGCCAUCACCCGCGACGCCAAGUAUCUGGCAACCAUCUCAGAUGGUAAAGUCCAGAAAAUUUGCAUCUGGAAGUGGACCUUAGCUGUGGAGACGCCGGCAUGCUCUCUGAACCUUAACAGCGAGUAUGGUUUUCAGAACUACCUUACUUUUAAUCCAACAAAUAAUAAAGAAUUGGUGAGCAGUAGUAGAACACGGGCCAUAUAUUAUUCAUGGUGUGAAGAGAAAAAUACACUUGUUCACAGUGCCCCACUUUUAACAGAAAAAACGUUCAACAAGCUCGUGGGCAAGUUCAGCCAGUCAGUGUUUCACCCGAAACACACACAACUGCUGUCGGCAACGACGGAAGGGAAGCUGGUGGUCUGGGACAUCCACCGCCCCCCGCUGGCCGCCACCAGCUCUCUGGACUUCCCCUAUAUCAAGCCCUGUAAACUGGUGCAUCUGCAGAAGGAGGCCAUCACGGUGCUCACGACAGUUGAUAGCUACAUUGUCACCGGUGACAUUAAGGGGAACAUUAAGUUCUACGAUGGCACCCUGUCCAUUGUCAACUGGUUUAGCCACUUCAGACUGAGCCCCAUUCGGACCCUGUCCUUUUCGAAGACCUCGCCACCUCCUCCUACAGAAAAAUCAAACUACCCACCAGACUGCACUUUGAAAGGCGACUUUUUCAUCGUGAGAAACUUCAUCAUCGCAACGUCUGACGCCACGGUGUAUCACCUAACGGCAGACGGGACCAAGCUGGAGAAGUUGUUUGUGGAGCCCAAGGAUGCCAUCUGUGCGGUCGCCUGCCACCCAUACCAGCCCCUACUCGCCAUUGGGAGCUUCUGCGGGAUGGUCAAAGUGUGGGACUACGAGAGUAAGACCUACCUUUUCAGCAGAGUCUUUGAGAAGGGCCUUGGGGUCCAGAGUCUGACCUACAACCCAGAAGGAGCCAUCCUUGGAGCCGGCUUCACUGAGGGGACGGUUUACAUCCUUGACGCCAUGUCCUUAGAAAGUGAGAGCACGGAGCCGUUCAGAUAUUCCCGAAGCAGCGUGACCCACAUCAGUUUCUCCCAUGACUCCCAGUACAUGGCCACGGCGGAUAUGUCUUACACUGUGGCCCUUUACCGGGUGGUCGUCAGGCACGGCCGGAGGGUCUGGGAGUACUUAGCCAGGCUCCGCUCUCAUCGCAAAAGCAUCCGGAGCCUCCUGUUCGGGGUGCACUUGGACAGCAACGAGCCCCGGCUGCUGAGCCUCGGGAAGGAUCGGCUUCUGAUCGAGUACAAUCUCCUUAAGACGUGCAGAGACCACCUGGAAGUGCUGGACAUUCACCGGACCGACCAGGGCUGCUACCCGACCUGCAUGCUCUGGUACCCCCCACUCACCAAGGAGCUCUUCCUGCUUGUUUGCAACAGUGGCUACAAAGUGAAGCUCUUCAAUUCCACCACCAAAAUGUGCAGGGCCCUGGAUGCAGGGGUUUCUCUCGGGGGUGAAGGCUUGAUCCCUUUCUAUGGUCUGGUGGCUGGUGGCAAAGAAGGACCAUUCUACAGGGAGCUGGAAGACUAUUUUUACUAUUCUCAGCUCCGCAGUCAGGGCAUCGACACAAUGGAGACCAGAAAGGUGUCAGAACACAUUUGCCUGUCGGAACUUCCUUCUGUCAUGAGAGCCAUCGGCUUUUACCCCUCCGAAGAGAUGAUUGACAAUAUGUUUAAUGAGAUUAAAUUUGGCGAGUACGUAGACACUGGAAAGCUGGUUGAUAAAAUCAACUUACCAGAUUUCCUCAAGGUCUACCUCAACCACCGGCCGCCUUUCGGCAACAGCAUGGGCGGUAUCCAGCACAGCUUUGACGUCCUGGGUUAUAGCAACUCCGAGGGAAAGAAGGCUAUUCAGCGAGAAGAUCUCCUGAGGCUGCUUCUAACUAAAGGGGAACACAUGACGCAGGAGGAGAUGGUGGAUUGCUUUGCCACGCUGCUUGGCAUGAACCCAGAAGGCUGGAAAUCCGAGCCUGCAACCUCCUCCUUCACAGGUCCAGAAAUUUCCCUUGAAGAACAACUUCCAGACGAAAUCACGGCAGAAAUAUUCGCAACUGACAUUCUUGGCUUAACCAUUUCAGAAGAUUCCAGACAAGAUCAUAUGGUCAGUGAAGUGUAA
Molecule: messenger RNA, 3147 nt
Organism: Orycteropus afer afer
Lineage: Eukaryota; Metazoa; Chordata; Mammalia; Tubulidentata; Orycteropodidae
Source: RefSeq, a predicted model, not a curated record